Messenger RNA from Onychostruthus taczanowskii (white-rumped snowfinch), 1987 nucleotides. RefSeq names its product tyrosine aminotransferase (gene TAT). NCBI's taxonomy places the organism in Eukaryota, Metazoa, Chordata, Aves, Passeriformes, Passeridae. The record is from RefSeq and is a predicted model, not a curated record. Gene Ontology annotation, molecular function: pyridoxal phosphate binding; L-tyrosine:2-oxoglutarate transaminase activity. Gene Ontology annotation, biological process: aromatic amino acid catabolic process; biosynthetic process. The coding region runs from base 94 to 1461 and encodes 455 amino acids. The transcript has 12 exons.
GCCACAGGACACGGAGCUGCAGACCAGGAUCAGGGCGGCGAGCAGGACCUCCACCAUCUGGCAGCAGGCUGGAGGGGAGGCCGAGCUCUCAGGAUGGACUCGUACCUGAUCCAAGUGAAUGGCCAUGGAGAUCAUGCCCCUCUGCUAGAUGUUCACCUCAAGAACACUGGGAACACCAUAUCACCAGGGAAGGUGAAGGGUCGGAAGCCAAGAUGGGCUGUAAGGGCUUCUGAAAUGUCAAAGAAGACUUUCAAUCCCAUCCGAGCCAUUGUAGACAGCAUGAAGGUGGAACCCAACCCAAAGAAAGCCAUGAUCUCCUUGUCCUUAGGAGACCCGACGGUCUUUGGAAACCUUCCCACAAAUGAUGAGGUCACACGGGCUGUGAAGGAGGUUUUGGACUCAGGACAGUACAAUGGUUAUGCUCCGUCUGUUGGCUACCAGUCCUGCCGGGAAGCUGUUGCUGCAUACUACAACUGCCCGGAGGCACCACUGAAGGCCCAGGAUGUCAUCUUAACGAGUGGCUGCAGCCAGGCCAUAGAGCUUGCCUUGGCAGUGCUGGCCAACCCAGGCCAGAACAUCCUGGUGCCACGGCCUGGCUUCUCCCUGUACAAGACUCUGGCAUUGUCUAUGGGGAUAGAGGUCAAACUCUAUAACCUCUUGCCAGAGAAGGCCUGGGAAAUUGAUUUGGAGCACUUGGAGUCUUUGGUGGAUGAGAAAACAGCUUGCCUCAUUGUGAACAAUCCAUCGAACCCCUGUGGCUCUGUGUUCCGCAAGAGCCACCUCCAGGAGAUCCUGGCAGUGGCAUCAAGACAGUGUGUGCCCAUCCUGGCUGAUGAGAUCUACGGAGACAUGGUAUUUGCUGACUACAAGUAUGAACCCAUUGCAACUCUCAGCACCAAUGUGCCAAUCUUGUCCUGUGGUGGCUUGGCAAAGCGAUGGCUGGUCCCUGGCUGGCGCAUGGGCUGGAUCCUAAUUCAUGACAGAAGAGACAUCUUUGGUAAUGAGAUCAGGGACGGCCUUCUAAGACUGAGUCAAAGGAUCCUAGGACCCUGUACAAUUGUCCAAGGAGCACUGGAGCGUAUCUUGCACCGAACACCACCUGAGUUCUACCACAACACCCUAAGCAUCCUCAAGUCUAAUGCUGACCUUUGUUAUGCUGCCUUAUCAGCUAUCCCUGGCCUUCAGCCUGUCAGGCCUUCUGGAGCCAUGUACCUGAUGGUUGAGAUAGAGAUGGAGCAUUUUCCGGAGUUUGAAAAUGACGUGGAGUUCACUGAGCGACUCAUCUCGGAGCAGUCUGUGUUCUGCUUGCCAGCCACGUGCUUUGAGUACCCAAACUUCUUCCGCGUAGUGAUCACCGUGCCCGAGGAGAUGAUCUUGGAGGCCUGCAGUCGCAUUCAGGAGUUCUGUGAGAUGCACUACCAGGGUGCUGAAGGGGCCCAGGAUCUGGAGUGUGACAAGUAGCUACAGGUGGCCCCCUGCCUCUGUCAGGCUAGACCUUGUAUGAGGCAGCAGCUGGGCAGGCAAGGCUGCUUCCAGCCAGCCCCACCUCUCUCUGCCUUAAGCAGCCACUGUCGUGCUGCUUCACCUUUUGUGGUCCACAGACUCCUCAGCAUUAUGGAAAGAAGACACUUCUCUCUCCUCCUCCACUAGAGCUUGCACAGUCUCUUGCUUCCAGUCCCCCAUGUCUCUGUAGACUCAGCAUCUGUGCCCUGUGUUGGUCUGUGCUACCUGUGAACCAGCUGCAGGCAGGGGCAGAAGGUUUUUCCUGGGUUGGGCCCUGUGUCAAAGGCCCUGUUGGCCUGUGGCUCCUGUGCUGGCCACACUUCCCCUUGGGGACAGGACAAGGCUGCUGUCUUGGAGGAGAAGAGAAAAGUACCCACCUCUCACUUCCCUGCGUUACUUUAGGAGGCCAGAGCUCUUUAUACCAAGCCCUUUGCGUGAUAAAGGGAGUAAGUUAUUGUAACUUUUUUACUAAUAAAAAUUCUGA